This is a messenger RNA of Amphimedon queenslandica, 1367 nucleotides long. RefSeq lists its product as uncharacterized. The record is from RefSeq and is a predicted model, not a curated record. Lineage: Eukaryota; Metazoa; Porifera; Demospongiae; Haplosclerida; Niphatidae. Bases 164 to 1330 code for a protein of 388 amino acids. The transcript is spliced from 13 exons.
CAAUGGAGGUGUGGCUGAUAAUAUGCAAAGUGGGUGUGUGUUACCACCACAAUAGGCUAUUGCUGAUUUGGUGUGUUACCAUUUCAGUGUAGAGAGAUUUCUCUCUCUAUUUUUAAUAAUAUUAUUUCUCUUUGUUUGUUUUUAGUCUAAUUCUGUGUAGGCAAUGGCUGAGCGCGGGGAUAAGAAAUUCGGUUUUCUAUUGAGCCUUACUGGUAAUUUAAGUCUGCAAGAGAAGAAAGAAAAGAAAGGCCGUUUAUAUUCAACUAAGAAAGGACAACAGAAAUACUGGUUUUGGUUUGACGAGAAAGAAUGCGUCCUCAAAUAUUACAAGAGCAAGGAACUGUAUAUACAAUCUCUACACACGCCCCUUGGUAAGAUCAGUUUGGCUGACGCGAAAGUGACCCCAGCAGCUGCUUACGAGCAUGCUUCGAACGAAGACACAUCGAACACUUUUAUAAUAUUGACUCAGUCUGGUCAAUAUUUUGCUUUGACGUCUGAUUCAGCUGAAACCUGUCACGACUGGAUCAGAAAACUACAAGCAAAGCGUACAGAAUGGAUAAAGAAAGACAGUGACAUUAGGAAGACCUUACCAAGAGCUAUAUCUCCGAGAAAUUACGACAGGGUUAGUGGGUUAGUUGGAGGAGACAAAAGCUUUGGAAGCAGCUUAGGUGGGGGAGAAUUAUUAAGGACGACUGGGAGUGGCUCGGUUAGCGUCAGAAAAAUAUUCAUCGAUCAAUUGGAGGGAAAACUUUCGCCUUUUAGCGAAUAUCAGGAUCCUUUUGAAAGCGAUAGGCCAUUACAGAGGACGGAAACGGCCUCUUCCUCCGCUUCUAGUACUAACUUUUAUCAAACAGAAACUGACGGGAUUAGGGAGGGGGAAGGAGAGAGAGAAGAGGAGGAACCAGCUGGAAAGAGUUUAUGUAAUUCUGAUGAUUCUGGUGGGAGUGGCAGAGGUGGGAGUGGUCAAAGUAGUUUUAUUACUUCCACCUAUGAGUUAACUGAUCAGGACAGAGCAACAUUAGAAUUGAAGGCAGAGCUGAGUGAAACAAGAUCAGAGCGGGAUCAACUCAAAAAGCAAUUGAUGCAGCUGCAGGAGAAGUUAUUCAAGAAGGAUGAGAAGAUUAAGAGCCUUCAGGAUGAAGUGGACAAACUUAAGGAAACAAUUCACAAAAUUAAUUCUCCUAAUUCUGAUUAUGCUCUUGAAAAUGAAAACCUGAGAGUUGUCAUUGAAUCACUUCAAAAGAGUCUGAAAUCAUUAGAUGGAGAAGUGGAGCUACACAAGUUGAAACUGAAAGAAAGAAACAGUGAACUGGAUUUACAGAAUGAGUAAGAGAGAGAGAGAGAGAAAAGGAGAGAGAGAAAGAGAG